CAUGCGUGGAUUUAUUGAUGGAAGCUGGGAGAAGACAAGCUAGCGACACUACCUUGUUUACAUCGCGAUGUGCUUCGUAUGCAGAACAUUGCGCCAUAACGUUUCUGAAGAUCAAUAGCUGUUGGUCGACAUUUCCAGCUGGGUUUCUUGAUCGACAGAGGGUGGGGCUAUUCUUGGACUUCGUUGUGAAAGGACAUUGAUUUGUCCCAGCCAUGACUGGUGGAUUCUCUAAGGUCUACGAGCAGUGGCUGAAAAACUCCAACCAUGAUGAUGAUGAUGCCAAUGAUGGAGACAUGGACGAAGAAACCCCUUACGAAGACCCAGAGGGCAUAGCGGACUUGAUGGACAGCGAUACGACGGAGGAUGAGGAUGGAGGCAGUUUGAUGAACCGAUCUCCUUUUUACGAACGGCAAUGGACAGAUAAAUCUGCUGAGCUUAUUUCCGAUUCCGCACCGAUUCUUUUAGAUGAUGAUGAUGAGAUUUUUCCCAGUGAGAAGCAACAGUUUGAGGAAGAACCUCCGAUUCUAGAACCUGUGUCUGCACCGACACACGACUCUAAAAGUUCUCAGUCCCAACAUUCUUUGGUGAGCCCCCCACGGUCUGUGGUGAGAAAUUACAGUCGAGAGAGCAUGGUUCGAUCGUCUGAGAAAAAGACGAUGAAGACAUACAGUCGGAAAAGCAGAGUGGAGGAGAAUGCUCAAAGUCUCAAUGACUGUCUGAAGAAGUCGAAGGAAAGCGGCAAUAUUUUUGACAAGUUUUCUCCUUUCCCUGCGGGUGUUGAGGAUGUCCCGCCUCCUCUAAUACCCAGUCCCGAGGCCUUGCGUCUGCAUUCUGAGUCUCCCACUGGAGUGGACCAGCCUGCCACUACCUCGGACAGGGAACACCCGGGAUGCAGUCCAGACUUUUGCGCCAUGGAAGCAGACUCGACUUCUGAAAUUUCAGGCGACUCUGUGACGUCGUGCAAUGUCCGUAAUAAAAACCCAGUGGCGGGUGAUGUGGUCGUGGAAUGUGACAGUACGUGUAUGCUUGGUGGCUCCCCGGCCAUCGUUUCUCCGUCUUCAGUGUUGAACGGUGAGUCUGAGGUCCGUGAUCAGGGCGGUGGUAGCGGCGUGGAGGCGGAUGCUGGUUCUCCAGCGGAGCAGGCUCGGGGCACUACCUUCGUCACAGAGCUUGUCCGACCAGAUCCUGUCGCUGCUUCUCUGGAGACAAAUGAGAGUUGGUGUGAGCAGGAUGCGUCAAGAGAUGGUUCCCUCCCAUCCCUUGACCACCCGCCUUGUUCAGGGGUCAGUGACGCUUCUUUUGUGCCGGCCUCCCCUGUUGUUUCUGUGUCACCCCCUGCCCCGCCCACCUCUGGUUCUCCUUGUUUACAAGUGAGUGUUGAGACACCGAUGCAAGAUGAACCUCCAGUCCUCAGUGCUAUCCCCGCACCUAUCACCUCGCACUCAAGAACGUCAACAAAGCGCCAUACCAUCGACAGUCCGUACACAUACUCUUCAUCCGGCAAACGGCCUCAUACGUUUCCGUCUCCUAAAGUAGAGGAUGAGGCUCCAGAUCUCGAAUGCUCAGCUCCUCCUCUUCUCCCCCUCAUGUCAGAAACAGUCAUCACUCUUACCUCACCCGACGGACAAUCUAAGAGCUCGUCCCACAAGUCAUCAAAACAAAGCUCGCUGUCCUCAAGACGGGGCCGGGAACAGCGUCGUGCUAAGAGACAUCGUCACCGUCGCAUUACCGUGCCCUCUGAGGAUCUGACGUCGGAUGUGAGUCACCUUCCCGAGGAGCUUCAGCAGUUUGUGCUGUCCACGCGGCAGCUUUCUGCCAUGCAGAGCACACUACACACUUUGGUUCUCACUCUUUUCCCACAGCUGAAGGCUGAGGUCAGCUCUAUGAGCCCAGAGUCUCUCAGGUUUGAGCUCUUUGUCAAAGACAUGGUUGAGUCCUUGCAGCAGGGGGAUGAUCAAAAGUCAGAGGAACACCCACCGCUCACUCUGACAAUCAAAUGUGAAAAGGACGUCGGGAGUUACGUGGACCAAAUGGCGGGUAAGGCAGCACAAUCGUCUGAUGCAUCGAGAAACCACAGUAGUAGCAACUCAUCACCUCAGUGUUUUGUUUCCAACCAUUCUCAACGGGACGAGCCCGCCCUGUCAUCACAUUUGUCCACUCGCAGUCGGCGGCCAACAAGACAGUGCACAAUCAGAGAGGACCCUUUCACCUCGGAAGUGAUCCCGCAGUUUUCCCAGCUGGAUUUGAAGAGUGAGGAGGAAGGCGGGGGUUUGUUGACUCUUAAGCCCGUGAGAGUGUGUGUGCAGAGGACGUCUAGUGAGCAUUUGCACAAAUUUUGCUGUUUGUGUUGUGACUUGUUACAGCUUUUACUGCCAGAGCUGCCCGUCAGCUUGUGCAAUGAGCUCUCGAACAGCCCCUCAGAUCUGCUCACUUUUAUUGAAAACGUUGUGGCCUCUAAUCAAAGGGAGAGGAGAAAACAUUUGCUGUGAUUGUGAAGAUUUUGGUCUCCUUUUCCCUCCCGGGACAUUCCUUCGAUGCAGGAAUAUGUUGUUUUGUGCUCACAGGAUGUAGCAGUGCUGGUAUCUCAACCCCACCAGUGGCUCUCCAAGUUAGGUUUCCCUCUCUGUUGAUGCAUAUCUCUUGAGCGUGAACAUUUGAGUAGUUGAAAAAUGCCUGUUGGAUUUGUUUGAAAUUUUCACUGACUGCAUGCUGCUAGAUGCUAAAGGACAAUGCAGUUGAGUGCUAAGAUAAUAUUUUUGAGUAACUGUCAAAAAUACUGCAAAUAGCAGUACAAAGUAUAAACAAAGACAGAGUACUUCACGCAUUGCCAACUUUAUGUGCCAUUUCGCUGCACAGCAUUUAUAUUAUCAGCAAAGAUGUGUAUUCAGUCAAAUUGAAGUAUGAUAGUAUCUUUGGGGUCAUUGAUUUUUGUAGGCCACCAGUUGUUUGUUUGACCCAGUGGUUGAUACAUAUUGAGUAAUCGAAUGAAAAUUACAGAUACCCAAGUCAAUUUUCUUGCAAUCAGCGUUACUAAAAAAAUUAUCAUCUUAAACUGUAGAUGUUAUAUUUUUCACAAGAUAUUUUUCUUCGGGACAUUUGUAUUUAGUUUUAUGACUGAAAAUAAUGGUCAGUUGUGAGUGCGACUGCUUGUUUUGGAGGUGUUCAGUGAGUUUGUUUGCUGAGGGAUAUUCUUCUCACCCUAAUGACUGUGAUCAUUUAUGGUUCUUUCCCCUGUACAUGUGUUCAAUUGUAUGAUGCUGUCUCUCUCUCUCUAUCUCUCUCUCUCUCUCUCUCUCUCUCUCUCUCUCUCUCUCUCUCUUUUAUCCUUUGUUCCGUGACAUUUAUAACGAAUGUGUACUUCUGAGUGGAUGUUUUGUUUGUGUGUUUACAAACCCUAUACCAGAGUUCAUGUCACUGAAUGAGAGCUUUUUGGCAUAAAAGAUAUCAUGAGGUAUCAUGGACAUGUGUACAUAAAAGCUUGCACUCUAUGUGUACGUCUCAGGGUAGUGACGUAGUGCAGCAUUUUGUCCUGUCAAGGUCAUUUAGUCAUAGAAUUAAGUUGCAUAAUUUAUACACAUUAUAAAUUACCCCCAAAUUGCUAUUUCCCUGUAUUUUUUAAAAUCUACAUUCAUGUAAUUGAUUUUCUCUUAUUGUGGUUUGGGUCAUUCCGUAAAAAAAUUAGAUUGCAGUGACACACUUAAUGCGGAGAUGAACUGCUGUCAAAAACGCAGCCACUUGAUGGAACCGUUCUUUUUUAAAUUUCAUUUCCUCUUACAAAAAAAAAAAAAAAAAAAGAACGGCUCUAGUGUAUCUGUAAUUUAUUUCAGCAGGUCUGUCUUGUCGUUGUUUGUGUCUGUGCAGUUUAAUUUUUUUAUGGAAUGGCGCUUUUAUAAUUACCUUGGUAAUAUUUUACAUUAUAUAUCAGAAAAUAUUCUCAGACUGAAAACUCUCAUAUCGACAGGUCGAGAUGUUUGUAGGAAAAAUAUCACGCUUCCAUCUCUUACUCUUGGGUUUAAUGGUAAGAAUGUCUCAAGAAGACUUGUUGCUCGGCUUGUUUUAAUUUUUUUAAAAUCUUAGUAUUAUUUGAGGCGGUAGAUUUUUGUUUGUAAAGUGACAAUAAAACAUAGGGAGUAGUAAUAGUAUGCACUCCUAAAAGUAGUACCUCUGGAAGUUGUGUAGCCUUUGACUUUGAUGCUGCAUCAGAAGUGUAUUUUUUUUCAGCGAAGAAGACGUACUGAAUUGAUACUUCUUAUUGUCCUUGUGCAAUGUGGAAACAACAGAAUAAUCAAAAUUAUUUGAAUUAAAAUCCAAAAACUUGAAAAAAAAUUAAAGAUAGUGCAGCCUCUCUAUAACGCCAUCAUUGGGAUCAGAAAAAGAUGUCGUUAUAGAGAGUUGUCAUUAUAGAGAGGCAACCAAAAAU
Aplysia californica (California sea hare) is the source of this 4420-nucleotide messenger RNA. RefSeq lists its product as uncharacterized. Lineage: Eukaryota; Metazoa; Mollusca; Gastropoda; Aplysiida; Aplysiidae. Bases 213 to 2489 code for a protein of 758 amino acids. The transcript is spliced from 2 exons. The record is from RefSeq and is a predicted model, not a curated record.